UGCAAAGCCACGAACCUGGCUGGAACCGCUGAAAGUGAAGCUAAGUUCGCUGUUGAAUGCGCUACGGAGAUGCCAAAAUUCUUGGAAGGCCUACAGGAAUUAUCAGUUCAGGAAGCUGAAACCGCACAACUUUCGGUAACUGUGGUAGGAAAACCAGAACCUGAGGUUGCUUGGUUUAAAGACGGUGUUCCAGUGAACAUCGAUAAUGAGCACGUUUUGUCGAGGAAAGACGAAAAAGGACAUUAUACACUAAUAUUAAAAGAUGCAGGCUUUGAAGAUAUUGGCACCUACUCAUGUAAAGCGAGCAAUCAGUUUGGAACCGCUGAAACUCAGGCCAAAUUUGCUGUGCUAUCAGAAUUGGUGCCACCGUCGUUCACUGAAAAAAUUGGUGAAUUAGAAGUGCCAGAACAUGAGAAGGCAGAAUUGUCAUGUAUCGUAGUCGGCAAACCGGAACCGCAAGUGAAAUGGAUGAAGGAUGGUGUUGAGGUACAUAUUGACAACACACAAAUAUUCCAGAAAAGUGAUGAAACGGGCCGGCAAACGUUGAUAAUCAAUGAAGUUAAUAAGACAGAUUUUGGUACCUAUACGUGUGUGGCAACCAACCAGGCUGGUACCGCUGAAACAGUAGGUCAGCUAAAUUUCCCGAAAUAUAGCUCUGAAAAAGUGCCGGAAGAAGUGACUAAGCCGUUCUUUAUUGAACCGCUCGAAACACACAGUGUUCAGGAAGGUGAGACGGUUGUUCUCGAAUGCCGAGUGAAUGAGGAAUCAAAACCGGAGAUUCAGUGGUACCUGGAUGAUAAACCAAUCCAACCAAGUGAACAUCUUUUAGUUGAAAAACUCGAGAGCGGUACUCUGAAGCUGACAAUCCAAAACGCUAGCAAAGAGGACGUUGGAACAUAUCGAUGUGAGGCGAUCAAUAUGUCCGGAAAAGCAGCUACUGCAGCAAAACUGAAUUUUGCAACUGGUGCUGAAGAAGUUGUUGAAGACGAGUCCGCUUUGUUAGGAUUUAUCGAACCGCUAACAGAUGUUGCUGCCCAAGAAGGUACCACAGCAGAGCUGCUGUGUGCCAUAAGCACUGCAAGAGGCGAUAUCCAGAUACACUGGUACAAAGAUGGUGCCGAAUUGUUGCCACAGCAGGCGAUCAUGGAACGCCUGGAAGAUGGUACAAUUAAACUGAAAAUUGAUAAAGUAACGGCCGAGGAUGUUGGAACAUACAGAUGUUCAGCUUCGAUCGGUGAUGCAUUUGCGUGGACCGAAGGAAAACUUACUGUUUCAGGUAAAGCAAAAGAAAUUAUCGAGGGUGAAGGACCGCCCGAAUUCAUCGAACUUCUGAAAUCCUGUACUGUAACCGAAACAGCUGAAGCUGUCUUGCGAUGUAAACUGGAGCAAACUGACCGUAUGAAAAUGGAAUUUUGCGAUGAUGGUACCAUUGUGCUGACAGUCAAAGAUGCCCGAAAAGAGGAUAGUGGUGAAUACCGAUGCGAUGCUUCGAAUGACCAUGGUGCAGCUUGGACAACUGCGCCUCUCAAAGUCGCUACUGAGGAGGAAUUACCAGCAGGUGGCGAAGCACCUGAUUUCACUGAACCCGUCAGACCAGUUACUGUCACUGUUGGUGAAACAGCAGUUCUCGAAGGCAAAGUUGUCGGUGAACCAAAGCCGGAGAUCAGGUGGUACUGUGGUGAGAAUAUGGUCAAGGAAAAUGCACGGAUCACAAUGGAAAGCUUGCCUGAUGGUACCCAAAAGCUUAUUUUCAAGAAUGCAACGAUUGAAGAUACAGAUGAAUACAGAUGUGUGGCAAGUAAUGAAUUUGGUGAUGUGUGGAGCGAUGCUACCCUUAAAGUGCAAGUACCAGUCACGGUAGAGGAGGAAGGUGCUAUCGAGCUUGCAGCUCCAACAUUCCUCAAAACGCUCCAAGACACGAGCGUCAACGAAUCGGAGCAAGUUGUACUGGAGUGCAAAAUUGUUGGUGAACCAAUGCCUGAAGUUAAGUGGUUUAAGGAUAAGCAAGAAAUCAAAGCGGAUGAUGCUCAUUUCAAGAAGGAAACACUUCCGGAUGGUAUCGCACGGUUGACCAUUGACUCUGCUACAAAGGCUGAUGCUGGUGAAUUCCGAUGUGAGGCGCAAAAUUCUUCGGGAACGGCGCGAGCUGAAGCACAGCUAAAUGUUCUGUAUGCAUUUGAAGCACCGGUAGAGAGCGAAAUUUCACCAGAGUUUGUCCAAGAGUUACAGCCAGUUCAGGCAACUGAAGGGCAACAGAUUGCAUUUGAGUGCAGCGAUUUGUUAAUUUUAAUUUUUCUAAUUUUCAGAGUAGCCGGUGUUCCCGUGCCAAAGGUGAAAUGGUUCAGGGAUGGUGAAGAGGUAGUGCCAAGUGAGCAUGUUCGUGUAGAAAGUUUCCCCGAUGGUACCAAUCGUUUGACUGUUGACUCGGUCAGUGUCGAGGAUCAGGGCAACUACCGAUGCGAAGCAACCAACAACGCUGGUUCGAUGAGCUCCAAAGCUCCGCUGACUGUUAAUGCCCUAGAAGUAUUAAAACUGAAGAAGGGCCUGGAAGAUAAAACGGUACAAGUUGGAACGAAGCUUAGCCUAUACGUUGAGGUAGAAGGACAACCAAAAGUUGUAAAAUGGUUCCGUGGAAAAGACGAAAUUAAAUCCAACAGGCGAAUCAAAAUUGAACAGGUUGCUCAAGAAUACAGUCUGGAGGUUGAAAAAGCGGAAAAAUCAGAUGAAGGUCCAUAUCGUGUGGUGCUAUCCACGGAAACCGAAACUGUUGAGUCAUCUUGUACGGUAACUGUAACGGAAGGACAAGUCACACCAACCUUCAAAAAGGGACUUCAGGAUCAGAGCGUUCCAAAAGGAUCA
Messenger RNA from Gongylonema pulchrum, 2859 nucleotides. Lineage: Eukaryota; Metazoa; Nematoda; Chromadorea; Rhabditida; Gongylonematidae. The record is from the annotation of a GenBank genome assembly.